This is a messenger RNA of Leptopilina boulardi, 3076 nucleotides long. Its product is annotated as zinc finger protein 595-like. The coding region runs from base 122 to 2713 and encodes 863 amino acids. Gene Ontology annotation, biological process: regulation of transcription by RNA polymerase II. NCBI's taxonomy places the organism in Eukaryota, Metazoa, Arthropoda, Insecta, Hymenoptera, Figitidae. The transcript is spliced from 5 exons. Gene Ontology annotation, cellular component: nucleus. The record is from RefSeq and is a predicted model, not a curated record. Gene Ontology annotation, molecular function: DNA-binding transcription factor activity, RNA polymerase II-specific; zinc ion binding; RNA polymerase II cis-regulatory region sequence-specific DNA binding.
AAGUAAUAAAUACCAUAUAUAUAUAUAUGUAUGUAUUUUGCUUUUGUUGCCAAGCGAAAAUUGUCAAAUUGUUGUUUUAAUUAAACAAAUCAUUAUUAUUAUUAUAAAUUUAAAUAUAACAAUGUACGAAAUUGAUAUUGAAAAUGAUUAUUUGUUUUUACUUGAAAAUGUGGGUCAAAUUUGUCGAGUGUGUCUUGAUUUAAAUCAGAAUAAUCAAUGCAUUUUUUCUACAAGCGACAAUGACCCCGAAAAUAUAAACGCUUUAGAUUUGGUUAAGAAAUUAAACGUUCAAGGUGGCAUUGAGAUUCAAGAAAAUGAUGGUCUUCCAUCGAAUAUCUGUCUAAGUUGCACUUUAAAAGUAAAUGCUGCUCACGAAUUUAGAGAACAAUGUCAAUUAGCAGACAGAAAAUUAAGAAAGGCAUUUGAAAAAUUUCAAACAAAUUUCAAUUCGGAUUCUUCGACACCACAAAAGAAUUUACAUUCACAAACCGAGGAUAAAUGUUUACUUCUUAAAAAUGAAGAAUUACAGAAUGAAAAUUCAAAUUCAAUAAAUGAUAAUUUCUCCGAUGGUAUUUCAAAAAUUGUCAAUGAUGUUGAUGAAAAAUUCAAUUAUUCCUGUGACACUGAAAUAAAUAGUAAUGAAACAUCAAUUAUAAAUGAAAAUGAUGAAACAAUUGAAAUUGAAAAGGAAAAUGCUCCAUAUAAAAAAGAAGGUUGUAAAACACGUAAAAUGUCUGUAUUUAAACGUGUAACAUCAAUGGAAAAUUUAAAGAAUUUUAAAGAAAGACAGAGGCAGUAUAUUAAAAAAAAUGUGAAAUCUGAUCAAAAUGAAUUGAAUGAAUUUUCAACGAGAAAAAAAAAUCGAAUUAAUAAUCAAAGACUGACUAAUGAAGAGUCUGAAUUAAAUUUUGAAUGUAAUUUAUGUAAUAUCACAUUUUCUAGUAAGAGAUCAUUAGAUAAACACACAUUAAUUCAUAAUGAAAAGAAAUAUAAUUGUGAUAAAUGUGAUAAAGAAUUUUCCACUAAUGAUAAACUUUUGGAACAUUCAAAAUUACAUCAACCAAAAGAAAAAUCAAAACCUGUACGUUGCAAGAUUUGUGAGAAAAGUUUUAAAAAAACUGAUACAAUGGUGAGACACUUGAACAUUCACAAGAGAGCAAAUCCAAAAGAAGUAUUUUCCAUUCUCAAGGAAAUCAGAGAUAGAAGAAAAAUGGAAAAUAAUGUUGAAAACAAAGAAAUUAAUAUUUCCACAAGCAAUGAAUUUAUAAAUAAUGAAAUUGAAGAAACAAAACAAAAUGAAAAUAUUUGUACUAAAGAAUUAAGAAAGCGUGUACCGAAUUCACAGACAAAACAAGAAAUACAAUCCGAUGUUUUUCAAUCUGAUUCAAAUAGUGAAAGUGAUCAUUCUUUAAAUGAUAUGGCACUAUUUCGUUGUAAAAAUUGCACAAAAUGUUAUACAACUGAAAAAUCAUUGCAACGACAUAUGCUAAUACAUGAUGAAAAAAAAUUCAUAUGCAAUGUUUGUAAUAUGAAAUUUUUCCGUCCCGAUAGACUAAAAAGUCAUAGAGACAGAUACGGCCACAAUGAGGGCAAUGUUACUGAGCCUGAAAAGCCGGCAGAUGAUAAAUCGGCAAUAAAAUUAAUCAACAGUUGGAUACGUGAAGAAUUAGAUUCAGAUAAUGAGGGUAAAGGUUUUUCAUGUGAUCUUUGUGGAAAAUCAUAUGUGACAAAAAAAUCACUAGCAAAACAUCGUGCAAAUAUUCAUGAAACACAGCGUAAUAAUUAUUGUAAAAAUUGUGGCAUCAAUUGUAAUUGUGAUGAGAAGAAAAAAAUUUUUAUUAAACCAGAAAAAACAAAAAUUUUUACAUGCAACGAAUGUGGAAAAUCAUUUGAAAAAGAAAAUAAAUUACAAAAACAUUUACAAAUUCAUGAGAGAGCUAAAGAACAACAGGAUUCAAAUUUUAAACGUUUUCUUUGUCAUAUUUGUAGUAAAACAUUUCGACAAAAUACUGGAUUAAUGUUUCAUAUGAGAACACAUACGGGAUAUAAACCACAUGUUUGUAAAUAUUGUGGCCGGGGAUUUACAUCAAAUUCAAAUUGUAUUAAUCAUGAAAGAACACAUACUGGUGAUCGUCCAUUUGUUUGUCAUUUUUGUAGUGCUGCUUUUGCAAAAUCUUGUACAUUAAAAGCACAUAUAACAACACAUACUGGCGAAGCAAAUUAUCAUUGUAAAACAUGUGGUAAAUCAUUUAGAAGAUUAAAAUAUUUAAAGGAACAUAAAUUCACACAUACAGGUGAGAAGCCAUAUGCAUGUAAAAUAUGUGGCACUGCUUAUAGUCAUUCGGGAAGUUUAUUUGUACAUGAAAAAAAAUGUAAGGCACAAUUUAAUAAUUUUCAACCAGCAACAUCGCAAAAUGGACAAAAUUUUUGUCAAUCACAAACAAAUAUUGUCACAACAUCAUCAUCAUCGCCAUUAAUUACAUUACCAUCGACACAACAACAUCAUCAUCAUCAUCAUCAUGUGGGCAAUAUUAAUAAUUCAUUAGGAUUGCAAGGUAAUAAAACUUAUAUCGAAAGUGUACAAAGGAUGAGCGCUCAUGCUGCUGCUGCAGCUGUUGGAAAUACAGGAUUGCACGUUCAUGCAAAUACUGAUGUAUCCGAUAUGGCCUCAGCUGUUAGGAAUUUUGCUAUUAUUGGACAAAUGUUUCAUUGAAAAUUUACUUCGUUUUUAUGUCUUUAUAAAAUAAGUAUAGCUGAUUUUUUUUUAAUGAGCAUUUCUUGAUAUAUUUUACUGAUUUAAAUUCAUAUCAAUUAUUUAGUGUAGAGAUUUUUAUUUUAAUCUGCCUAAGUGUGUAGGCAAUAGAGUAGUAGUUUUUGUUUUUAGACUCAAAUAAUUUUCAACUAAUUGCACGUUUUUAGUUGUUAAAUUUCAUUUUAUUAUGAGUUACGUAAAAAAUAAUUGUUGAGAUAUAGUUAAAAUUUAUUAAGAAAAUAUUUUUUAAACUAUUUUAUUAGAGUUUUUAGAACAAAAAAAAAUGAGAAUUGAAAGAAAUUCUAUUUCGAAAGUAAAAUUAAU